ACAUGAACGAGGUCCUGGCGCUCUUCUCGCUAGGAUGCGAGCUGAGCAACCUCAAGCAGGAGAAGGAGGCACUGCGAUGCUUCCUGGCAAUUCGCAUGCCAUCCUCGCCCGCGACGCUGUCGGUUGGACAAUUUGAGAUCGUCGACAUGUACAUCGCGGAGUUGUACCUCACUCUUGCAAUGGAAGGUGAACAGAAUCAUGCAAAGACGUACAGGUUGCCUGAUGCUGCACGAAUUCUCCAACGUGUUCCGCAUCAACAGCGUGGGUCCACGUCGUUGCCGUUUCCUCGCCACGAGUGGGGCGUACGACGACAUCGAUGCGAGUGGAUGCUCAAGUGUUUAGCUGAUCCCUUUGCCCAUCGCACCCAUGUUGAAUUACUGUGUCAAGGCAUUCGAAUGUGCGAGCAAGCCCACGACCUCGCCACAUGGCUCACUUGGUAUCGGUGUGCACUACGGCAGCAGCUCAACCAAAUCCACGUGAUGUGUUGCCUGUCUCGUUCAUCUUCGCCAACUUCCAUUCCCUCUACAUUCCGCGAUUGUGCUAUGCUUGCAUACGACACCUUGGCUCCAACCACAUCCAGCGAUUCCUUCAAGCUAUGGCUCCUGGAAGUUCUGUGCCACUCGCUACUGGAACAGUCGGUGAUCUCGACGGACGACUCGUCGAAAUUGUUUUCGUUCUGCGAUACAUUCUCGACACAGCAUCCAAGUCGUCCAGACCUUCGCAUGUACUUCUUAGUGCUGCACAUUCUCCUCCUCUUUCGCACGGGCGACGUCAUCCGCGCACGCCCACUUGCGGACGAGCUCCUUGCGCUGUCUCAAGUAACAACGCAUCCCCACUUGAUGCCUCCAUCUUGGCGCCAACUUCCUGCCCUGCUCCAUCUCCAAGUCCAUUCGUACUACAAUCCCACCGCUUCCAUGACUCUUUCGUCCGCCCUCUUAUCCAGCUUGCAGACAGAACCCCGGGACGCCCCACCGUUUCUCUGGUUUGACGCACACCUUACAAUCUGCCACCUCCUCGAAGCCCAAAGCCGGUUCGGGGAGCUCGCGACCCUCGCGUCGGAGCUGGUCCAUGUCGUAGAACUGCCCAGCGUGGCCGAGUCCGCGCGAAGUUCGUCCAUGUGCACGGCUGUCCACAUUCUGCUGGCCAAGUAUGCCCACGGAUUGAACUGCAUGGACGACGCCAUCAACCAUGUGAAUGCUGCGUUCGCGCUGAUUUUGGCCAACACCCCGCAAUGGCCGCAGCUUUCAGAUGCCAACCUCGCGCACAUGAUGGGGCUCCUGGACGUGUCGACUGCGUUGUCAUGCUUCCCGCUGCCCAAGACCGACCCUGGCGGCGCUGUCCCAUCCGUCCACCCGUACUUUCCCGAUGAAAACCUGCUUGAAUUUGCUGCGGGAGUGCUGCGCGAUGUGAACCUCCGCGCGGUCAUUUACAACGGCCCGAGCAAGGAAAUCCGAGCCAAAUACGAUCUGUACUUGUGCAAGUGGCUGUGGGGCACGCAAUGCCUCGGUCAAGUCGGAACUUACCCAGAUAUGGACACCCUCCGCAGCUACAUGCUGUCGAUGCUUCAGGACUGCUUGGAACUCGCGACAACCUCGAUCAACUGCUCCAACAUCUCCGCCGAGAUCAUGGUGCUGUUUGGCCCAAAACUCGUCGAGUAUGGGAGACUCCAAGACGGCGACAAAACGUUGACGAAUGCGUUGAAAAUUGCGAUCCACACGAAAAACCUCAAGCUGCAAGUUCAGAUCAUGAUCGAAGUGCAUGCAUUGUGCGGUCGAAAAGAUCAAUUCAAGUCGCAGUCGGUGGUGGCGGAAAAGUUUGCCAAGAAACUGGAGUCGUUGGGGCGGAAGGUCGACCGUGCGCUGGAAAACCACGCAGUUCACGCUCACUUGCUUGCGUGGAAAGUGCACGAAACAACAUGAACGUUGUGGAGAUAAGAAAAUGAGUCAUUACAAUCGCGAAAGGGUGCUGGAUGCAUGCCGUACGAUCGUCUGGACGGGCACGUUGUCCGCCCGCAUGGCUUGUGCGGCGGCCGAACCCGUCAUCUCGGAC
This is a messenger RNA of Aphanomyces invadans, 2049 nucleotides long. RefSeq lists its product as hypothetical. The record is from RefSeq and is a predicted model, not a curated record. The annotation marks the transcript as partial. Lineage: Eukaryota; Oomycota; Saprolegniomycetes; Saprolegniales; Verrucalvaceae. The transcript has 7 exons.